AUGAACGAUAACCUGUUCACAGCAAUGCACCAGUUUGUCGUAAUCGGCAAAGGUGGUAUAAGGCUCACUUCCCACAGAGGCCUUCUCUGUGAUCACUUCAAGUUCUUCAGACCACACCGACUAAGACAUGAGCCUCUAGAAGUCCCAGCCAUGACCCAGAAAAUGUUUGAUUCUCUGUGUGCAUACUCAUACAGUGGAUACCUAGCUCGCUUUGCUGUCACACCCCUCAUUAGCAAUUCCAGUCAUACAUUCCGCCGCGAUACAGACCGAGUACUUUUCGAAGAACAUGCUCAAUAUCUGCGCGACCUUUACUACGCCGUCGAGCUAGUCGAUGAAAAGCCACUCAUGAACGAAAUUAUGGACGAGAUUCAAGACCUUCAAGCUGCUGCUUAUUCUACUCUCUCCCCCAAGCGAUCCAGGAAAUCUACGCGAAUACGAAACGAUUCAGCCCCUUACGUCUUAGAGAAAGGUGCCUCGGCGGUUGAUCAUUGUUCAUACUAUAUGUGGGCGCGCACCUAUGCAUACUGGCCAGCUUACUAUAAUCAAGACUUUAACAAUGAUGAGUUCUGCCCAGACUAUGAGUUUGUUUGUAUGAAAUGGGAAGCAGAGGGACAGUUCGAUCCCACUAUCAUAGGUAGCAGAUUUGGAGACCAUGGUUGCGAAUUUCAUGAACAUGAUGACCCUGGAGAAAUUGGAAAGUGCGGUCUACUGAUAAAUUUCUAG
Molecule: messenger RNA, 723 nt
Organism: Botrytis fragariae
Lineage: Eukaryota; Fungi; Ascomycota; Leotiomycetes; Helotiales; Sclerotiniaceae
Exons: 2
Coding region: 1-723 (240 amino acids)
Source: RefSeq, a predicted model, not a curated record